AUGGUUCAAUUAUAUUUAAAUAUGAAUACAAUUGAUUGGAUAAUGGUCUCAUCUUUGGUCAUAGGAGCUUACGUUUUACGAUAUUAUUAUAAUUAUUUUACACGUAAAAAUCCCCUUCCUGGACCAAUUCCGUUCCCCAUUGUUGGAAAUUUGUUACAACUCGGUAUAGAUAUUUCCAAGAUGAUGGCUAGGUAUUUAGAUUCAAAGUAUGGAAAUAUAUCUGAAGCAUACUUUGGUUCGCAUCGAUCCAUUUUUGUAUCCGGAUUAGAUGAUGUGGAAAAAAUCUAUUCUCCAACGUCCAUCAAGUUUAAUAGUUUUAUGCAUAGGUUUUCAACAAAUGAAGGAAUUAGUGAACUAGGUUUGGAAAAAAGUGGAGUGAUGUUUAAUAGAGAUUUAAAAGAUUGGAGUAUUAAUCGCAGAAUGCUUACUCAAACCUUGAUGUCUACUGUAUUUUUAAGGAACAACAUUAAAUUGAUUGAAAAGAAUUGUGAUGAUUUAUUUCAAUAUUGGGAUUUAAUUGGUGUCACCGUACAUGAUAAUCGAACCGUGAUUGAAGUACCAAACUGGAUGAGAGUGUUUUCUAAUGAUUUAAUCCUUGAAACCAUCAUGAAUAAGAAAAGUUAUGCCAAAGCAAGUUAUUUUAAUCAUAUAACUGACAAAAAACUUGACAUUCCUCAACAUCUUUUAAAGCAAUCUGGUGAUCUCAUUGAAAACCUUUAUGUUGCCUUAAAGAGUGGAAUGUUUAUCAUAAACGUACCAGGUUGCAUUAGACACACAAUUUUUAAAUAUUUUAACGAUAUGAUUGUAGGUUUAUUUUAUGGGGUUGAAGAUGUAAUUGAUAAAAGGGUUAAAGAAAGGCGUCAAGAGAUUGAAUCGAUGCCCGUCGAAACAGAAUUACCAUCGGAUCUUUUGACCUUGAUGAUUACGACGAACACAUCACGUGAUCAAAAUAAAGUUAGGUUGGGGGAAUAUUCUGAACCUUUGUCUGACUCUUCAAUCUGUAAAAUUAUAGUGGAAUUGAUCGUUGGAGGAAAUUCAACUACAGCCUCAUUGUCUUUUAUCUUGGCUUAUCUUUGUAAUCAUCCUAAAGUUAAAGAUCGGUUGGUCAAAGAAAUUGAACAAGUUUAUGGCGUAAAUUUAUCACCAACAAUUACGUUUGAAUCACUUGAUAAACUUCGUUACUGUGAGGCUGUAUUACAUGAAACUGCUCGUAUUUGUCCGACAAUUGAAGUAUUCUUUAGAACAUCAAGUAAUCGAGUUGAACUUUGUGGUUAUACUUUUGAACCAAAUACAUUGUUUUGGACAAAUUUCUAUCGUCUUAAUAAUCAUGAAAAUUAUUGGGUUGAACCAGAAGUAUUUAAUCCUGAUAGAUUCUUGAAUAAUGAUUUGAAAAAGUUAAAGGCUUAUUAUCAAUUCGGUGGAGGAGUUAGGCAUUGCCCUGGUAGAUUCCUUGUUAUGAUACAACUUAAAACUUUCCUUGUACGUUUCUUUUCAAAGUAUGAUAUCGAAUCAACUGUUUCAAAUCAAUCUAUUAUAAAAGGUUUUGUUGGUGGUAUCACUAAUUGUGAGAAAUUUGAUGUUUAUAUUAAACCUAAAAAGAUUUGA
Funneliformis geosporum is the source of this 1605-nucleotide messenger RNA. Lineage: Eukaryota; Fungi; Glomeromycota; Glomeromycetes; Glomerales; Glomeraceae. The record is from the annotation of a GenBank genome assembly.